GUAUUUUAUUUAUUUUUUGUUGUAAACUGUUCAGAGAGUGUUGUCUUUGGACAGUAAAUAAAUAAAUAAUAUAUCAGGGAUGGUUAUGAUUGCUUGAGUACAGAGGAAGGGAUUUCAUUCCCUGGUUAAUUGCCAAGAGUUGUUAAAAAGCUGUGGAUGCAGAUUUCUUUGGGUUUAACAGCUUGAAUUCCAAAUUUAAAAAAUGGGCAACAGACUUAGUCUGCUUCAGCCACUAUAAAUUUUCCGGAAAGGGAAAAAAGCAUGUGUUUGACAAUUUAGUUUUCAUGACAAUGAUAGGGAAGCUGAAUGGAGGCUAACCCAUUAUAGGGGACUGCAGAGUACUACAGUUUAGUUUAAAAUAGAUAUAGAUGGAGAGGUUUGCAAAUAACACUUCUCAUUAGAUGUUUCAGUAGAUCUGACAAAUUGUGCGUUCUUCUCAAAGCUUUUUAGUAGUGUCUUCCCAAUUCUUUUAGCUUGCUUCUUGACUACCUUCCUAUGGCUCAAAACAUAGCUCACACGGAACUUGAAAAUGCCUGUGUGGCCUUGAAAAUCAAAUUGUGUUGCUGCACAUAUGGAACUGAGCUUUGGGACGCAGUGGAUGCUUACUUAAGAUUGGUAAUUAUUCUGUCUCUCUGUCUCUUUCUCUCUCCCUCUCAAUCCCAUAUUAAGUACAAAUGCUGCAUUAUACCCAAAGGAAGAUGCUGACCAUGAAAAUUUGGGCUAGACAGCUGAGUAGAACAUAGGGUCAUGCUUGGAAAGAGUCACAAGGAAUUACUUGCAUCCUAAUCAGAUACUGGGUUAUUCUUGGAGUGGAGAGAUACCAGUGUGAGGGGUCUCUGAAAUAUACUGACAUUCCAAGAUAAGUUACAGGAUUUGAAACAAAGGGAAUUAAGGGCUUAGUGGCUUGGAUCCCACCUCUCUUGCUGGACGUCUUCCCUGGCCAGGAAGUGAGCUGAGCCAAGAGCAAGUCCAUGGAUGUUAGCAACUUCAUUGCACAAAGUACCAAAUUCUUUGUGCCGAGUUUGCAAAGCCUGCAAAUUAUGUGUGUGGAAGCAAAACUCCACUUCUGUUGCAUGAGCAACUUUUGUGCAUACCAGCUUGGUUGAACUUGCCUUCUACCUAAUGCCCAUGUGUGCUCAGCGUGAGGUGGAUAUAGGGUUUAGAGAAAGUGGGCUGGAGUCUGGGGAGCUGAAUGGAGGAAAUCCUAUGGAUUCCCAUCCCCAACUGUAUUUCUCACACAUCACUUAGUGUCUCAGAGCCUGGGCUAGAUUGUGUCAAAACAAAGGGAACAAUAGUUUUGUUCAGAUAAAUUAAUAAAUAAAUAAAACUUAUUUGCAUCGUGUUGCAUUUUCUUCUAACUGGUGGUACAGAAUAGUAUAGUACAAUAUUCAUAACAAAACAUGGCAUCAAGUGUGCUCAGGUAGUGCUUGACCUUGUUAACCUGCCUGAGAGCUGAGAUGCUUCAGGAAAGCACUAGAUUUUUUUUCCAGAAUUUUUUACUAGCCAAUUCAAAGGUACCAUUGAGGGCUAGUUACUUGGGUAGAUGUUUUCCCUGCCACAGGAACAAUCACCUUUAAUCUAGGAUGGAGCAUGCACAUUCAAUGAUUCGUUUGUGUCUGUGAUGGUUUCAGAGCCAUUACUGUGUUCUGGGCAGUUUACUCUGUCUUCUGAAACCAACAUGGAUUCUUAACCAAAGUAUCAGGGUACUGUCAAUUAAAUACGCAAAGUAGACUAUACAAGGCAGAGAGCCAGCACUUCUGAAAUUCCUCUGUAACAAUCUCUGUGGGGUGGGAGGGCAGGUUAUGCAUGUGCAGGCCUUGUAUAUGUGCAAAGCUUCCUUCACAGUCUUUGACAUGUGCAAACAUUCCUCUGUGGGGCAACUGGCUUCUUCAUCCUCUCCCUUGUAGCCAUUGGCCUAAAGUUGCUGCUGCUUUUGGCAUGUAGGAUGUGAUCUUCAAGUUAUACCCAUGCAAGUGGAGAGAGGACCACCCGUGACUUAGUAGUAGAGUAUACCUUUUUCAUGUAUUAGUUUCAAGCUUUUAAUUCCUGGCUUCUCCAAAGGAAAGUCUUGAGGAAGAAAGUUCUGGGGAAACCUUGUUCCAAGAGUUUGCUUGCUGCCUGUUACUAGUGGGCUAAAUGGACUAAUGGUCCGAUUCAGUACAAGACAUGUUCAUUCCAUGUAUUCGUCUCUUAUGUAAACUAUUUAUUUAUUUAUUAAAACAUUUCUAUGAAAGUGCAACUAUGAGCAACCGCUAGACAAUAAUUCUAUUCAGUCAAUUUCUCCCAACAUUUAGAAGAAACAAGUAGCUUCUUGGAGGUACAUAUAUAGUUGCAUCAGACCUUUUAUGGAUAUUUUGGUAGUCUGUUAAAAGGCAAAGCUUUCCUUAUGUUGAAGAGGGGGGAACCUCACUUAGAAGUGGUCAGAAUUAUUCAGAUGUAUAUGUAGCACUUAGGCAUGAGAAGGUGCAAUGAGUAACACAGUGACUGGUAAUGUUUGUUUAUUAAACCAAAUGUUAUUUUUAUUAUUUCAGAGAGGCAUGUUUAUUGAAAAUUUGGUAAAGUCUGAGGACAGCGAUCUGUUUUUUAAUAAUUUGCACAAGUACUAAACUUACUGUUAAUACUAGGGUUUCAAAAAUUCUUGACCAGUAUUUGAAUGAUUCAUUGACCAAAUAUUUUUGAAUUCAUCUGUUCAAACUGUCUUUCUAAACAUAGCCUUAGACCUGCCCCUGACCUUCUAGAUUCUUUUAAGCUUUUCCUGUGACUUACAAGAUUUGUUUUAGUUCUGAUUGUUCUGGCUCCAAUUCAUAGAUCCUUCUGGGGCAGUAGUGAGGGUCAGUAUUUUUAACAUUUAAAAAAUGACACUCUGUCUUCUUUUAUGCUCUCACUUUUACUGCUGAGUCCCUUCCUGUCCUGUCCUGUCCUUUCCUUUCCGACCAUUUGCUCUUCUAUUAAUCGAAAUAAUUACACUAUUUUGUAUCAUCUUCAAGAAUUCAUUAUAUAUUUGGUAUUUUUUUUAUUUUAGUAAAUAGAAGUUGGAUCUGGGGAAAAAAGGCACAGUUUGAUACUUACAAAGGCACCUUCUCAGCUUUUUAAAGCCUUCCAGUAAUUUUCAGUUGUAUUUGUGUGGAAUGCACUGUAUUCUGGAAGCCAAAUGUUAGUCUUGGAAUAUUUAUGGCUUUCCAUUUACAUUUCCUUUGUGUUCUCAUUAGCAGAACAGUAAUAAUAAAUUGAAAUGCUAACAGAUAGUCAUUUUUGCCAAUAGGGGAUGUUAUUAACAAACUUGAUGAAAUAUUUGAAAGUGCAAUCAUGUUAAAAGUGUGAAGCUUUCCUUCCUUAAACAUUGCCUAUAAUUGUCUCAUAUAUAGUGUGUGUAACUUUUGGCACAAUUUUGCAACAAUAAAUAUCUGUAAUGUCUUUAAUUUCUUCCUUUGAAGCCUAUGAUCUUGGCAAGAUUUUUUUUUUUACUAUAAUAGCAUAAUGCACUCAUGCAUACAUACAGUCAAACAGUAUUGUGGAGUUACAGGUUAAAUGAGUAUCACAUCAUUACUAUUAAUUUGUGUAAAAACAUCUUGAUAUUUUUUCUUACGUUUAUUACUACAGAUUUUCAUGGGUUGGAUUCAAAGGCUAAGCAAUUAGGCAUUCUCUUCUGCUACCCCACAUUGUACACAUGCCUUCUCAGGAGGGUGAGAACCCCUCUUAAAUCAUGUAUGUGUGAAGACUGCAGUGGAAGGAGGAAAGUAGCCCAAAAUUUUAUGAAGGAAUGUUGCAGGAGUGUUCACUAGGUUUGCUCCAUCAGGUGGUUGUUCCACUAAGUUUAAGGCGAUUUUUUUUCCUUAUUGGAGUUCCCUGCAACCCUCCUUGGUGUUGCUAGCACUCCAUUCAGCCUCCUAUCACUAAGACCCCUGGAAUCACCUCAUGAAACUGCUGCCUGCCCUUGGACUGGAAGCAUUGACAUGGUCCCUUCCACCUACUCACCAAACGUACUUUGAGAGAUGAGGACUCCCUAGGAAUCAAGCUUUCUACAACUGUAGGUACUGAGGGGAGUCCCACUGUGACCCAACACCUCUAAAGAUUGCAGCCCCUCUUUGUAGGGGCCCUCUCUAGUGAUGCCCUCGCCUCUCCAGCCAGAAACCUUUCAGGAACCUCCAGAAUGUUCCUUACCCUUGCCGUACUUCCAUACUGAUCAUCAUUGCCUGUCUCUGUGCAUUCCAUGUUGUGACCACCAUCUCCUUCUUCUGUGGAUCUCGAAGACUACCCAUCUGACUUAGCUUCCUCCUCCUAAGUCUAUCUUUCCUCUGGAUGCUGCUGUCACUGACCAAGGCCCUGCAUUGCUAUCAGAGGAUAUGGAAUAACUCUGAGCAAAUCUUGUGAAUAGCAUAGUCUGUUGACCUUGAUAUCCAGCAGCAACAUUCUCUGUGUGCUUUGCUCUUUGCACCAACUUGUCCUCAAGCAGAGAGAACCACCUUGACAGUGGAGCCAGGAGUUUUACAAAAAGAUAGUGAUCAUGGGAAAGUCUCCACUUUGGAUUCAAAUCUUUACACGAGAAGUGUUUUUUCCAGCUUUGAUAGCAAGCUGUUCAGAGCUCAAACAGUUCUGUUAUCUGUGGAGUCUCAAUGAGCGAACUGUAUUUCAGAGGAUUGUUUGAGUUUUUGGAACCUGAGGGAAGCCACUGACUCAUGAUAGGGAAGGUCUCUUUAAUAUGAGUGCAUGGAUUCCAUACAAAAGGUAUGGAUAAUGGCUAGAAGGAUGAGAAUCUACCAACAAUCCUUGUUAAGACUACGCAAGUGGUUUUUCUGCACACAGACCUCUUUCUACCAUGAGACCAAGUGGACCAGGCACCAUAGUAACACCUUUUGCCUCCCCUACCACACACACACCAAAAGAAGAGACACUUCUAAUGGGUUCUGUCAAGGGCGCAGACAUAUGAUGUCAACAAGUGACAGUGUUGACUUCUUCUCCAGGCUCCCCCCCGCCCCCAUCCUCACUCCCCUCUAUUUAUUUGCGAUCUUUCUUCCUUCCUCCCUGCGUGGGGAGCAAUGACAUUGGAUGCCUGGAUUGUGGAGAAAGGCUGCAGAUCAAGUUCAACACCCUCACACAGCUCAGUACCAUGAGGAGUACAAACCCAACUGCAGCCUUAAUGUUGCAGGUAAAGUCAUUACUCUCCAAGGGAACAAUUGAGCAAGUCUUUUCCAUGUGCUCUGCUACAGCUUUUACUCCAGAUACUUUAUGGUGCUGAAGCAGGUUGGAGGACUCUGACCAAUCCUCAAUCACAGAGGCAUCAACUCCUUCAUUACACUGAAUAAAUUUUGCAUGGACACUUUGCAGAAUAUCUUACCCUUGCUGCAGCAAGGAGAUUGCUUCACAACCAUAAACUUGAAGGAUGCCUACUUCCACAUCUCCAUAGAACACUCGUACAGGCACUUCCUAUACUUCCAGGUUGGAAGAGAGACCAGUGAAUGAUGCACCUUUUGGGUUGACCCUUCAUAUGUAGUCUUCCACAGAGAUAAGGUGAGGUUGCAUCCAGACACUUCCUUCCUCCUCAAGGUCAUGUCACCCUUUCACCCUUUCUGCCUCAUUGAAUCUGAUGGAAUCCACAGUUCAUAUGCUGGACAUUCACAGAAGAUUGACAUUCAGUCGCAAAAAAUCUUCAUCUGCUAUGACACCUGGUGUUCCCCCAAAGCCAGCAACCUGGAUCUUCAGUACAAUUUUCCUGGCCUAUCAACUGACCCACGUACUCUCAGGAAGGCUAAAAGCCAAUUCUACCUCAACAGUGGCAACCUCCAUGGUUCUACAUGUAGGAAUCCCCCAGCCAGACUUCUGUAGAGGGGCUGUCUGGUCUUCUCCAUCAAUAUUUGUGAAGCCCUACAGACUCAACAUCUGAUCCAGAACAGACUGCUCAGAGCAGCCUCCCCUCAGUCUUUCAGUGAUGACACUGACCUACUUUCCAGGAAGGUGAAGUACAUACUUUCCUGAAGCUGCCGCAGCCCAGGUAGCAUACAGCUGAAUCCAUUUUCAACCCCUUUAAAAUAGCUUGAGAUAAAGGAUCUCUUGGAAACAUGUAUCCUCCAGGGGCCUACCUUGGAUGCUAAAACAGUAGCACAUCAUCAAUCAUGGUUGUUUCAGGAUUAAAGGCUGUUCCACUGUCAUUGCCAAGCCUUUUCUUUCUCACUUUUCACCUCUCUGCAUCUCAGAAUAUUAUUGACUAUCCUGAAGAUGAACAACAGUGCUCAAGAAGAGAGCAUCCUGUGAUUUCCUUUGAAGAUCUGAAGCCCUGGGUCUCAAAUUUCACGUAUACAGGUGUACGGGAUUUCUCUCAGCUUGCUCUGGAUGCCAAUAGGAAUCAACUCAUUGUUGGAGCCAGGAACUACCUCUUCAGACUUAGCCUACACAACAUUUCUCUUAUUCAGGCAACAGAAUGGGGUUCAGAUGAAGACACCAGGAGAUCCUGUCAGAGUAAAGGAAAAACUGAGGAGGAAUGUCAGAACUAUGUUCGUGUUCUGAUUGUUUAUGGCAAGAAGGUUUUCACUUGUGGCACCAAUGCUUUUUCACCAGUGUGUUCCAGCAGACAGGUAGGAAAUUUAAGCAAAAUAAUUGAGAAAAUAAAUGGAGUAGCUCGCUGCCCCUAUGACCCUCGGCACAACUCAACAGCCGUGAUCACAUCACAGGGAGAGCUAUACGCUGCAACUGUCAUUGAUUUCUCUGGACGGGAUCCAGCUAUUUACCGCAGUCUUGGAAAUGUUCCACCUCUUAGAACAGCACAAUACAACUCCAAGUGGCUUAAUGAGCCAAACUUCAUCGCUGCGUAUGACAUCGGUUUGUUUACUUACUUCUUUUUCCGUGAGAAUGCUGUAGAACAUGACUGUGGAAAAACAGUCUAUUCUCGUGUGGCAAGAGUUUGCAAAAAUGACAUUGGGGGGAGAUUUUUGUUGGAGGACACAUGGACAACAUUCAUGAAGGCUCGGCUGAACUGCUCCCGCUCUGGAGAAAUCCCAUUUUACUACAAUGAACUACAAAGCACUUUUUAUCUUCCCGAACAAGAUUUGAUCUAUGGAGUUUUCACUACCAAUGUAAACAGUAUUGCUGCUUCAGCAGUGUGUGCCUUCAAUCUUAGUGCUAUUACACAAGCCUUUAAUGGGCCCUUCCGAUACCAAGAAAAUCCAAGAUCUGCAUGGCUGCCAACAAUAAACCCCAUCCCUAAUUUUCAGUGUGGAAUAUUGAAUGAUGAUAGCCCUAAUGAAAACUUGACUGAGAGGAUCCUGCAGGAUGCCCAGCGCUUAUUCCUGAUGAAUGAUGUGGUGCAACCAGUCUCUGUGGAUCCAUAUGUCACUCAGGACAACAUUCGUUUUUCUAAGCUGGUGGUUGACAUAGUUCAAGGCAAGGACACACUUUAUCAUGUGAUGUACAUUGGGACAGAGCAUGGCACCAUUUUGAAGGCACUUUCUACCACUAAUAAGAGCCUAAGGAGUUGUUAUUUAGAGGAAAUGCAGAUUCUUCCAGCCAGCCAAAAGGAACCAAUCCAGAGCCUCCAAAUAUUGCACAGUGACAGAUCACUGUUUGUUGGUUUGAAUAAUGGAGUGCUAAAAAUUCCUCUGGAGAGAUGUUCAAUGUACAGAACAGAAGGUGAAUGCUUGGGAGCAAGGGACCCUUAUUGUGGCUGGGAUAAGAAGCAGAGGCGAUGCACAACCAUUGAAGACAGCUCCAAUAUGAGUUUGUGGACCCAGAAUAUUACUGAAUGCCCUGUGAAAAAUCUGAUGGUAGAUGGGCGGUUGGGGACCUGGUCCCCAUGGCAACCAUGUGAGCACUCAGAUGGAGACAUCAUGGGUUCCUGCCUGUGCAGGUCACGCUUGUGUAACAGCCCUCGCCCCCGGUGUGGUGGACGCGACUGUGACGGAGCCAGGAUAGAAAUUGCAAACUGCUCAAGGAAUGGAGCUUGGACACCCUGGUCGUCCUGGGCCCCCUGCAGUACUUCCUGUGGGAUUGGCUUUCAGGUCCGUCAGAGGUCGUGCAGCAACCCUGCUCCGCGAUACGGAGGCAGGGUCUGUGUCGGACAAAGCAGAGAGGAGCGGUUCUGCAAUGAAAACAGCCCAUGCCCGUUACCAAUCUUCUGGUCUUCAUGGGGCCCUUGGAAUAAAUGUAGUGCAAACUGUGGUGGAGGAGUGCACUCUAGGCAAAGGUCCUGUGAAAAUGGAAACACCUGUCCAGGCUGUGCCGUGGAGUUUAAAACCUGCAGCCCAGAGGCCUGCCCAGAGGUGCGGAGAAACACACCUUGGACUCCAUGGAUGCCCACCAAUAUCACCCAGAGUGGUGCCCGCCAGGAGCAGCGCUUCCGCUAUACCUGCCGUGCUCAGCUUGCUGACCCCCAUGACCUCCAGUUUGGCAGAAAGAAGACAGAGAAUCGGUUCUGCCCCAAUGAUGGCUCUGCGGUUUGUGACACUGAUUCUCUAGUCGAUGACCUUCUGAAAAGUGGCAAGACUUCUAUUCGGAUUAUCAGUGGUGGUUGGUCCUUCUGGGGAGCUUGGUCCUCCUGCUCCCGAGACUGUGAGCUGGGCUUCAGGACUAGGAAGAGGACAUGUACCAAUCCGGAGCCAAAAAAUGGUGGCCUACCUUGUAUAGGAUCUGCAGUGGAAUAUCAGGAUUGUAACUCACAUCCCUGUCCAGUGAAAGGAUCAUGGUCCUGCUGGACUCCUUGGUCUCAGUGCUCGGCCACUUGUGGAGGUGGACAUUACCAGCGCACCCGGACCUGCACCAACCCAGCGCCUUCUAAUGGGGAGGACAUCUGCAUUGGGCUGCACACAGAGGAAGCCCUCUGCAAUACACACUUGUGUGAAGGAGGCUGGUCUGAAUGGUCUGAAUGGAGUCUAUGUAAUGAAGAUGGAAUCCAGUAUCGUAGUCGUUACUGUGAAAUCCACAGUCCAGGAUCGCCUCACUGUGCUGGAAACAGUACACAGUAUCAAGAUUGUUUGUACAAUGAGAUCCCUGUAAUCCUGCCAGCCUCAAGCAUUGACGAGAGCACGAACUGUGGAGGUUUUAGCCUCAUCCACCUGAUUGCCACCGGAGUCUCCUGUUUCUUUGGUUCUAGCCUGUUAACAUUUGUGAUCUACGUUUACUGCCAGCGCUGCCAGAGGCAAUCUCAGGAAUCAACUGUUAUCCACCCCACCACUCCUAACCAUCUCCAUUACAAAGGCAACACAACUCCCAAAAAUGAGAAAUACACACCUAUGGAAUUCAAGACACUUAACAAGAAUAAUCUAAUACCAGAUGACAGGAGCAACUUCUAUCCUUUGCAGCAAACAAAUGUGUACACGACAACCUAUUAUCCCAGUACACUGAAUAAAUACGACUACAGGCCAGAGGCCUCUCCGGGAAGGACCUUUACUAACAGCUGAUGAUAGUCAGAUCCUCCAAAAACUGGAUUACUUCCUAUAUGAUUUUUAUUUUUUAAAUUGAGUUUAUGGACCAAACCUUGGCCCAGCCUCUAGAUGUAAAUAUUACACAGCGGGCCUUUUAUUUUCUCUUUUAUCAGUGGUCUUACUUUUGAGUAGCACAUCUCCUUAAGUAGAUCCACUGCUUAUGGAUAACGGAUGAUCUGGUCUGG
This is a messenger RNA of Varanus komodoensis (Komodo dragon), 9595 nucleotides long. It is a transcript of the gene SEMA5B, whose product is annotated as semaphorin 5B. The transcript has 23 exons. Gene Ontology annotation, biological process: axon guidance; semaphorin-plexin signaling pathway; positive regulation of cell migration. NCBI's taxonomy places the organism in Eukaryota, Metazoa, Chordata, Lepidosauria, Squamata, Varanidae. The record is from RefSeq and is a predicted model, not a curated record. The coding region runs from base 6111 to 9386 and encodes 1091 amino acids. Gene Ontology annotation, molecular function: chemorepellent activity; semaphorin receptor binding.